UAAAAGCUCGGCCGAGCCGCUCGCUUCAUUGUUUUGCUCCAGCAUUAACUACAUUCCAAAGGGACGCAGCGCGCCCUGGUCUCCUUCCUCGCAUUCUUUCCGCAGAAACGAGUCCCGAGGUCUGUAUUAACGAUAAAGACUCCCGCCUGCCUGAGCCGGGCCGCCUAAACCGCCGGCCUGCUUUCAGAAGUGCCCCAGUGAUUUAUUUCAAGCGACUGGGAAUGCCAUGCAAGGAGGGUUUUUGGAGAAGCUGUGAAACCUACACGGGAGGGAGAGAGCGGGGGGAAAUUCCUCCGCGCAGCGCGCCAUUGACUGUAAAAGACCUUUCAACUAGUCUGAAAUUGACAAACGUCUGGCUCUUUGGGGGGAAGAAGGGUUUUGUGCGGGUGGAUUUUCAUCUGGAUGCCCAAAUGUCGUGCUGUGCGCUAAUCUGAUCGGAAAGGGAGCCGUUUUUUUUUUUUUUUUUUUUUUUUUGUAGAUGAUCCGACGGGCUGCGCUUGGGAUCCGACACAUGUUUUUUGAUUUCCCAUGUGAAGUGGAAUUGCUGCGAACUCCAACUCUGUAGUUUUUAGACAAGCUUCCCUGCGCUCGCUCGCUUUGCUCUUCGGAUGCAAAGCAGGGAGGGGGAAGGAAAACCCAUGGCCAAGUACGUGGAGGAUGCGGCACUGGCCGCAAGUAAGUUAAUGGAGGAUCUUUCUAUAUACGAGGGCACGUACAGUUUGAGGAGAGACAUGGUCAUUCACCCGAAUAUGGAUCUGAUUCCCGAGCAGAAAAGUAGACGGAUGAAUGGCAGUCCCUCGGCUCCUCAACAGGUCCACGCGUUUGAGAAUUAUCCCCCCGGGAAUAAAGUUUAUAACGCGUCGCCUCUGCGCUCGGCCAAUGGAAACCGAUUGGUCCCCCUGGAUUUUUGCCCGACCGAGAGGGAUCCGGUGUACUGUGAGGAUGGCCAUUGUACCAAGUCCGAAGUGGCCCUGCCGUGCUACGGCGGAGCCCCGGAGCGUCAUCGGAGGUUCUCCUUGGAGGUCCAGGGGCAUCGGUACAGCGGCGGGGGCGCGUACGACGGCGUGCAGCUGAACAAGCCGGCACCGUUCCCUUCUUUCGCCGGCGGCAGGACCGGCACUGUCUGCGUCGGAACCGGUCAGGACGUCAGGUACGGCGCCACGAGCCCCCGGUCCAGUUUGGCGUCUUCCCUGUCCCCCCAGGAACAGAGCAAGCACCCGAGCCCGAGCCCGAGGUCCAGCAUCAGCAGUCCCCGGUCCAGCCUGGUAGUGCCGGGUCAAGACAAAUUUGCAAGCCCUCGCUCCAGCCUGGUGCAGUACGAGGGCAGCGCAGCUCUCAGCCCCAGGUCCAGCUAUGCAAGCACGGCCAGCGACUCCAGUAAGCAUUCGAGCCCCAGGGCCAGUCUGAACAGCUACGACUGCAGCAGCAAGCCCAGCAGCAACCGCACCAGUGGCAUCAGCAUGGGAUACGACCAGAGGCACAUCAGCCCGAGGUCCAGCACCGCCAGCCAGUAUUCCUGCACCACCAGCCCCCGGUCGAGCUACUCCGAUUCUAGGUACAUGCCGCCGGGGAGCAGCGAUCUGGACGGCGCGGUGACACACUGCAUGCCCGUGGCGAGCGCCGGCAUGGCCGCUAACUGCGCGCUCAGCCCCCGCUCCAGCAUUUCCAGUCACAGUUCCCGAAGUUCCCGUAGUUCGCGCGGCUCCAUGAGCACGUACCCGGACCUGCAGCUACCCUCGCCGCGGUCCUCGCUGCUGGCCACUGGUUUGCUGGAGGACGCCGUCGCCCAGGACUUCGGAGAGCCGAGUUACCUGCACAGCGUGCCGCAUCAGCAGUGCACCCAGGGAGCGUUGAUCCCCGACGUAGCGACUUCUCUGCAGGCGCCCUUUAAUUACAGUAGCCCCACGAAAAGCUCGACCCCGGCCCAGAGGCUUAAGUUGCCGUACCAAGUUACCCCAUGCCGGGAAGCUGGCCCCAGCCAAGCUGAGAAGAGGUUAGAGGAGCUGACGCUGGAGCUUGAGAAGGAACUGGAGAUGCAUAUGAAAAAAGAAUAUUUUGGUAUCUGUAUCAAAUGUGGCAAAGGCGUGUACGGAGCAAGUCAGGCCUGCCAAGCCAUGGGAAACCUUUUCCACACCAACUGCUUCACCUGCUUCUCCUGUGGGAGGAGGCUGAGAGGAAAAGCUUUCUACAAUGUCAACGGCAAGGUCUACUGUGAGGAAGACUUCCUGUACUCCGGCUUUCAGCAGACGGCAGACAAGUGUUUCGUUUGCGGACAUCUCAUCAUGGAGAUGAUCCUGCAAGCUCUCGGCAAGUCUUACCACCCAGCUUGCUUCCGCUGCGUCAUCUGCAAUGAGGCCCUUGACGGGGUUCCGUUUACAGUGGAUGUGGAGAACAACAUUUACUGCGUGAAGGACUACCACACGGUUUUUGCCCCCAAAUGCGCCUCCUGUAAGCAGCCCAUCCUCCCUGCCCAGGGCUCAGAAGAGACCAUCAGGGUCGUGUCCAUGGACAAGGAUUACCACGUGGAGUGUUACCACUGUGCGGACUGCGGACUUCAGCUGAAUGAUGAGGAGGGGCACCGUUGUUACCCUCUGGACGGUCACCUGCUCUGCCACAGCUGCCACCUGCGCAGGCUCAAGCCGCAAGUGCCCCAGCAUCUGCCCCAAGGCUACCCCAUGCACGUCACCGAGCUGUGAGGCCCCCAGGGCGGCGCUGGAGAGCGUGACUGGACACCAAAAUGGGGGAGGGGAGCAGGAGCCUGAGACGGGCCAGACACUGUGGGGGAACGUGCACAUGGGCCCCAGCGGGACAAAAAGCAGGUCCCGGGGUCACAACAAGGGCGCCUCCAGUCACUCGUGUCCCCAGCCAGCUGCACAUGAGGUCAUCGCAGUGUCAAAGACCGUGAUAGGUCAAGGCCACUCUGCUGGCCCCGCCCUCGGCUGCGUUAAGUGGAGCUCUGUUACCCCUGUUAUUUGGGGAAGGCGCCCAUUUCAUACGGCUGAUUUGACCUGCCCUUGCCCUUUAACCCGUUGCAUUCCAGGGCCAAAGUGAAAAUGAUGCUGUGACUCCGCCUCCCUCAAUCCUCCCCGACUGAAGAUGCAGACUGAGGAGCGCUAGCUGCACCCACAGCUCUCCUGCAGGAGGUGCCUGAUCCUCUGCUCCGGCCUCCUAACUUGGAAUGUUGCACUUAAGCUGGCUGCCCUGUGACUGGCUCCCCCCUCUGCAGAACCUUGGUGGUUCUGUGUUUUCUUCUUGGCUAUGCAAAGGAACAGCUGGCCUGCUUGUUACCCGCGCACCGAUCCCCCGUGCCAUGUGACACACACCGUCGAAGGACAUGUCGGUCGAGCUCGCUGCCACCCAACUGGCCGCUUGGCAAUUUUUAACAUAAUAUAAUCUUAAAAGAUCUAUGAGCAGUCAUUAAUUAUAAUAUUCAUAAUGAUUUAGAUGUACAUAGGCUGUACAAAUCUCUUUUUAUAAAAUUAUAUAUAUAUUGAAUAAGCAUAAGAAUUUUAAAUAGUUUUUUUUUUUUUUUUAAAUGCUCAUUGUCCAGUGGAGUUUGAGGCUUGGUAUGUGACACACAAUCUUAAGAUGUUAUUGGUCCAUUGCCCCCUUUUUUAAGCGGGCGGGGGGAGGGGGGGGCACAUUCACGAAUCUCCCAUUAUUAUCGGUGUCCAGGUGUGGUUCGCAAACCGUUAGAACCUCCAUAUUUUUGUUCUGACACUGGUUUUCUGUAGCUGAGAACUGUUUUUCAAAAAAAACAAAGUGCUGUAUAGAUGCCUUCAUCUUUACCUAAACCUGACGCCUUUGAGCGCGCAGUGCACAGUCAUUUACGAGAGUCACCAAGAAACUGCUGACAUUUUUAAAUGGGGGCAGGGUAGUAUUGCGGGCAUGGCGCCAGGGUGCAGGUAUAUGGGGUGGGUGGGGGCGGGGAGGGUGCUGGUAGUGUUUUAGGGAUGGGGGUUACUCUGCACUGCGGAGCAGGAAACCCAAGUGUUCAGUGUGCAUGUAGCUAUUGGCCAUGCCUGCAUCGACCCGCCCCCACCUGCCGCUGCAGGACGAAUAGCAGCUGCCCAGUGAGGGCCAAUCAGAAAGUGCACAUCCGUGUGCACACAUUAGUACUACUGAGUAUGAAAAGCACCGUGUAGACCAGGGGAAUAAUAAGGCAGGAUGUGUAUUAAGUGCUCUCUGCUCCAGGUUUUUUUUUUCUGGAACCGGUAAUAUAUUAUGAUGGAAAAGAAAGUCUUCAACCAGAAAGGAAAAAAAAAUAAAAAUCAAAUUUAAAUGCUUUGAAAUGCUUCUGGUACGUUACAGACCCACUGAGGUGCAGCUAUGACUCAUACUGUUACUCUUGACAUUUUCAGCACAGGUGAAAGCACAUCACGUCUUAAAACUUUAAUGCUGAAGAAUAACUUUGAAACUGUAGAUUCUGUCAAAUGAUGUCAUAGAUGGCUGGGGGGAAAGCAGGACCAGAAAAAGCACACGCUACGGCGUUCCGUUUGGGAAUCGUGCGUUACGCCUGGAAUCCCUGUCGUAUUCCAUAAAUGUAGCUUAUCUGUACAAAAUCGUAGUCUUUGUCUUCGGUCACAAAUGUAAACGCGUCACGAUUCCUCCCCGGCCAGUUCGUGUCAGACAUCAGCAUCGUUCACUGUUCGAUUGUGUAGCUGGUUCGUCGAGGAACAGAAAUGCAAUGUGUAGAUUUUAUUUAUCUAAAUAAAUUUCUAAAGCUAUUUAAUGUCUUAAAGGUCAAAAGUGUCAUUUAACCUUAGAUGUUAUAACCUGCUUUUUUCCCCAAUAAACUGGUUUUCUAGUUAAA
This is a messenger RNA of Brienomyrus brachyistius, 4813 nucleotides long. Its product is annotated as Wilms tumor protein 1-interacting protein homolog. Gene Ontology annotation, biological process: regulation of DNA-templated transcription; response to hypoxia; positive regulation of miRNA-mediated gene silencing. Gene Ontology annotation, cellular component: P-body; nucleus; adherens junction. The record is from RefSeq and is a predicted model, not a curated record. NCBI's taxonomy places the organism in Eukaryota, Metazoa, Chordata, Actinopteri, Osteoglossiformes, Mormyridae. The transcript has 8 exons. Gene Ontology annotation, molecular function: transcription corepressor activity. The coding region runs from base 609 to 2696 and encodes 695 amino acids.